AUGUUAAAGUCAUGUAGCAGUACAAAUCAGGCAGAAGCUACCGAGGUGGUAGAAGAAUUAAAGAAAAUGUCAGAUAUAGGACUCCCAAUUGUGGCCAUGGGUUUGGUGGGCUACCUUAGAAACAUGAUUUUGGUUGUAUGUAUGGGAAGGCUUGGAAGUCUGGAACUAGCAGGUGGAGCACUAGCUAUUGGCUUCACCAACAUCAGUGGCUACUCAGUUCUGUCAGGCCUAGCCAUGGGAAUGGAGCCACUUUGCAGCCAGGCUUUCGGUUCCUGUAAUGUAUCAGUCUUAAACAUUACUUUGAGGAGAACAAUAAUACUGCUAUUGACUGCUUCGCUACCCAUUGGGAUUUUAUGGUUCAACCUUGAGCCUUUCAUGAAUAAGCUUCACCAAGACAAAGACAUAACUUGUGUUGCAAGCCUAUAUUGCCGAUACGCAAUCCCAGAUCUCAUAGCCAUUAGCUUUCUUCAUCCUCUCCGUAUCUAUCUACGUAGUAAAGGGACAACCUGGCCAUUAAUGUGGUGCACUCUGCUCCCUGUUAUGCUAAAUAUCCCUAUAGCCAUCCUAUUAUCUUUCAAACUUCAUCUAGGCGUUCGGGGUUUAGCUGUUGCUACUUUCAUCACUGACUUUAAUGCUGUUUUCCUCCUCCUAGGUUACAUUUUCUACACCAAUAGCAAAAAAGAGCCAAUAGGUGUGCCAUUACUAUCACAACAUACUACAGAUUCAAAACCUUCACUGGGAAAGGAAUGGAGAACUCUCCUUCAACUUUCCAUCCCAAGUUGUUUAGGUGUCUGCCUAGAAUGGUGGUGGUAUGAGCUCAUGACUCUUCUUGCAGGUUACCUUGAAGAACCACAGGUCACGUUGGCCACGUCAGCUAUAGUUAUACAGACAACUUCCCUCAUGUACACCUUACCUACUGCACUUAGUGCAUCAGUGUCAACUCGAGUUGGACAUGAGCUUGGAGCAGGUCAUCCUAAAAAGGCUUGUUUGACAACAAAGUUAGCCAUAGGUUUAGGUCUAUUUAGCUCACUGUUUGGUCUCCUAUUGACAACCUUUGGCAGAAGAGUAUGGGGAAGUGUAUUCACCGAAGAUAAUGCAGUUUUAAAACUUACAGCAGCUGUACUCCCUAUCAUAGGACUAUGCGAGCUGGCCAAUUGCCCACAAACUACAGCUUGCGGAGUUCUUCGAGGGAGUGCAAGACCUAGUAUUGGAGCAGGAAUAAAUUUCUAUGCAUUUUACAUGGUCGGUACACCAGUCGCCAUAGUUUUAGGUUUUGUUUUAAAACUAGGAUACGUAGGCCUUUGCUACGGACUCCUAGCAGCUCAAAUAGCAUGUGCUGUCUCUAUUCUUGUAGUUAUAUACAAGACAAACUGGGAAACAGAGUCCUUGAAGGCGAUGGACCUAGUGGGACGUGCGCCAGCAAGCAAAAAUCAAGCAUGCAAUUAUAAUGAAGAAGCUGGAUAUCUAAGAGAGGUGGCUUGUCUCAAGUGAAAAACAUGUGAGAGACAAACAAAAAUCAUAAAUUCAAUACAACCGAUUUUAUUAGUCCCAUUAUGUUCUACCAUGAGUUGAAUUCGUUAGUGUUACAUGUACAAAUGAGAUGAACUCGGUAAAGAUAGAUCCUUUCAUUUAAUGAGGAUUCUUUUUAACAAAAAAUUCCUAUUUCUUCCUAGAACAUUAUCACCUUAAGCCUACACAAGAAGAAACGUGCCCACUGUAGAAUAAAAGACAUGACGAUAUUUGGUAUGCGAAAAAGGAAUAAUGAUAGUUUUUCCAUUUUUAGAAAGUCCAAGAGAAAACCUUAGAAGUGAAAGUAUCUAAUUAUCUUAUCAUCAGUGAAUGUUCAACCCU
Messenger RNA from Beta vulgaris subsp. vulgaris (sugar beet), 1851 nucleotides. Its product is annotated as protein DETOXIFICATION 55. The record is from RefSeq and is a predicted model, not a curated record. Bases 1 to 1491 code for a protein of 496 amino acids. Gene Ontology annotation, biological process: xenobiotic detoxification by transmembrane export across the plasma membrane. Gene Ontology annotation, molecular function: antiporter activity; xenobiotic transmembrane transporter activity. The transcript has 2 exons. Gene Ontology annotation, cellular component: membrane. NCBI's taxonomy places the organism in Eukaryota, Viridiplantae, Streptophyta, Magnoliopsida, Caryophyllales, Amaranthaceae.